Molecule: messenger RNA, 1932 nt
Organism: Seminavis robusta
Lineage: Eukaryota; Bacillariophyta; Bacillariophyceae; Naviculales; Naviculaceae
Source: the annotation of a GenBank genome assembly
AUGGACGAUAUGGAAGGAUUCGGCGGCGGCGGUGGCAUGAAGCGGCCUCAUGACGACGACGGCGCGUUUGGUGGUGGUGGUAUGGGUGGUGGCCUUGGCGAGGAGGAUUAUCUGAGCGAGAAUGAACAUCAGACAUCCAAGAGUCGAGGAACCGUCACGGUCCAGAUUUUCAUCAAGAAGACGUUCAAGAUGAUCAAUGACUGUGAUUCCAAAAUUGCUUGCUGGACCCCGGAAGGAGAUAAGUUUGUGAUCAAAGAUCCGGAAAUGUUUGCUCAGCAGGUCAUUCCUCAGUACUUUGAUCACAACAAGUUCUCGAGCUUUACCAGGCAACUCAACUUUUACAAGUUUACUCGAGAGCAAUCCAAGGCCAUUAAGAAAAGCGACAGCAGUGCCGAAAUUGCAAGGCAUCAGACGUUCUAUCACAAGUUCUUUCAACGAGGACGCCCAGAUCUCCUCAAACACUUGCAACGAAGUCGCAAAACAAGCUCCUCGCACGAUAAUAAUGAUGAUGUGCAUCCUCACAGCCAAGGAGCCAAAAAACCUAAAUUGGUGUCUAGUGGUGGUGGUGGUGACGACAAGGGAUUUCUCGGGGAACUUGCCAGGAGAAUGGACAGUGCCGAAGUGACCAUCAAGAACCUACAACAAGAGAAUGCUACCUUGAGCUUUGCCGUACAGAAGCUCCAAAAAGAAGGGGAAAUGAAACAGAGGGCAUUGGUGGCAUUACAGGAACAGAUUCGCAUGUCGGAAAUCAACAUGACACAGUCCCUACAGCAACAGCAGUCACAAUUGCUGCAGUUUACGCAGCCAUUGCCAUUUGACAGAGAGUCAUCCUUGUCGGGUGUCAAUGCUUCCACGCUCAUGAGAUUCCUCAGCAUCGAUCCAAAGUUGCAAAAUUUAAUGAGUGUGGAAAACAAGCUACAGAGGCUCACGACACCACCCUUUCGGAAUCUUACCGCAUCGGCUCAGUUUGGUGCUGCUGCAGCAGCCGAGAACCUGGUCCAGCAAGCGACGGAAAAUGCGGCUGCAGCGGCGGCUGCAAGGAGCAAUACUCCCACCAUUCCCCGUCAUCCUCGCAUGAAGGGAGCAUCCGAGGGUCUAACCGGUGCUCCGGGAGCUUCCAUUUCCAGGCAUCAACAACUCAUGAAGGGAGGUGCCGCAUCGGCAGCCGAGGCUCUGGCGGGAGCUGGGUCUGCUGGUGGUGGUGGUGGCGGAGCCACGUUGCCUCGACAUUCCAAAUUCAAGUCGUCGUCUGCAGGAGAAGCGUCUGGUGCGGAUGGUGGUGGUGCGUCGUUGCCACGACAUAACAAUUUCAAGUCGUCUUCCGAAUCAUCUCCACCCGCAGCUGCGGCUCCGGGUCCUGGUGGCGCCGCACUUCCUCGUCAUCCCAAGAUGAGAAGACAAGGCGGGCCUCCUGGAGCCUCGGGGAUAACUACGUCCACCGCAGGAACCAUGGCGAUGCUAGCCCAAAAUGGCUUUUUGGAUAACAAUGGCAAGACGUCCGGUCUCGAAGAGUCCAUACGACAAAGUCUGGAAGACAACAAGCAGGCUGCUGCUAAUGCCGACGCCAACAACAAAAACGAAGCCCUUUUCAAUCUGCAACAGCAGAUGCUGGCUGCGAGAUCGGGGGGUGUAAGCCCCUCUCCCGCUGGCGCAUCUGCACUGGGCUUCAGUAGCGCCGCUCUUGCGGCUUCCAUACAGAACAAUAUGAAUGCAACUGCCCAACUUCGAGGUUUGUCGGGUGGCUUGGGGCAAGGAGGUGAUCUUGGCAGUCUCAGCAAGGAAUCUUCGAUAGCCGCGUUGCGUCUUGGGGCAUCUGGCUUUAACCUGGAACGAGAGCUCUCCAACAUUGGCGGAGAUCCAGUCUCGAGAGAGGAAUCGUUCACGUUGGCGUCUCUGCUAGACUUGUCGCGAGGAAACACUCAGCAGAUCUAA